Coffea eugenioides is the source of this 1764-nucleotide messenger RNA. RefSeq lists its product as uncharacterized. The record is from RefSeq and is a predicted model, not a curated record. NCBI's taxonomy places the organism in Eukaryota, Viridiplantae, Streptophyta, Magnoliopsida, Gentianales, Rubiaceae. The transcript is spliced from 3 exons. Bases 115 to 1386 code for a protein of 423 amino acids.
GCUCUCCAGUGGUUUGCUUUCUGCUUCUGUAGGAGGAGCAGUAAUUGGUUUCUGCUAAGAAGAUAGAAUUUAAAUAAAAUUUCUCUUACGGCGACGAAUUUGGGUGAAAGUGGAAUGGAGCCAGUGGCUUCGGUGGUGGAUAAAUUGAAAGAUUUUGCUAAAUCCUCUCAGGACCUGUUGGCUCGUGGCAUCCUUCACUGGCCACAAAAUUUCAACCGCCGAAAUCCGAUUGAAAUUUUGAAGCGGUUGCAACGAGAAGCCUUUUCUGAUAUUAUGAAACUAAGAGAUAGGCAAGACAAGGUGGAACGAAUGCUGACGUUUUAUAAAACUUCAAAAGCAACUCCAUUCCAAGAGGCUAGUACCCGUGUAAGGGGAGAUAUAGAUGUGGUUGGUGCAAUGUUUAUGGUGGACAAUUUUGAUGAUCAGCAACAUCAAACAGUUCAAAAUGCAGGUAUUCGGACUGGCGUGGAUCUAAAACUUGUAUUUGAAACAGUCAUUAGGGAGAAAGAUAUGCUUGUCGCAGAGUUUGUGGCUGUUAGAAAAGACCAAGGCAACACUUUGGAAAGGCCACUGUCAUUGGGAAAGCUUCUCUAUUCAGCAAAUGUCAGUGAUUGGUUUUCUGCGGUUGCUAUCCCUAUGGGUGCUACAUGCAGUGAUGUUGCAGUUGAUAUGAGCUCUUUUCAUAAGGACAAGGGCUUCUCCGAGUAUUCAGCGUAUGGACCACCCUUCCUGAAUCAGAAGAAUGGAAGUGCUCUUGGCAUAAUGGUCAAGAAGUCAAAUGUUGUUGCCUCAUUGGCUCAGUUUGUUUCUGGACUAGGAUUGCCAACCAACUGUAGUGAAAUCACGAAUUGCUUCGGCACUUUUGGGCAAGUUGUCUAUCAACUAUCUCAAAGUACAAAACUCUCACUUUUGGGUGUCCAUAAAGUGCCAAAAUUAUCAAAUCAAAGACUGCGUCUUGGAGCUAUGACAACCCCUUUCAGCAUUUUUAGGCAACGUAAACUUUCUGAAACAUCUAUUGAGGAAAAUGGUUUGCAGAUUGAAACAUAUGGGGAAGGGGAACGGUUGGAUGGAUCUGUUGCGCUGAUGCUUGAAUCAGAGCUUGAUGAGAGCACACGAAUAGGUGGUUGGAUUGAAAUGAAACAAUCAAACACUAGACAUCUACAGUGGGCUGUUAGCAUGUCUGACACGCCUGAAGACGAUCUUGGCUGGGGCUUAAGCAUGGGUGGUCUGGUCCAAGGUUCAAGAAGUUGGGACUAUUUUCAGGUAGAAGCCUUCCUAAAUUUUAGUUUUGGUAAACGAUUUAGAUUUCAGCCAGCUGUUGUAUACUUGGCUGAUAGAACUUCUCACUUUCCUGCUUUCUUGUUACGGUCAAGUUGGUCCCUCUAACUAAUCGUUCUGACUUUUCCGUUAACUCUUUGUUGGAAAUAUGAUUCAUACAACUGCAGGCAAGUAACCUGUGGAAUUUUUGGGUAAAUUAUGUUAUAAUCCACUGGUGGAUCGUAUUUUCAAUUUUGGGUGAGAAACCUAUAUGAUAUCAAGUUCAUGAAUCAAUUAGUGAGGUAUAUUCAAAUGGUUUGAGCAUUACAAAUGUCAACUCCCAUGGAUUUGAUUUCUCAAGCUAUCAUUACAGGCUCACUUGACAUAGACUGCAAGUAUCCUGUAUCUAGAAAAAAGAAUUAGUUAUUGCUCCUGAUGCCUGUAUGGUUCUUUCAUUACAUUUGAAUGUACUCCGUGCUUUCUAAAUUUUGAAUCUCCUUUUGUUUA